AUGUACAGUAGAUAUCAAAAAAAAAAAAAAGAAAAAUUCGUAGACAAAAAGAAAAAAAAAAAAGUCUUCUCUUCUUCAUCAAUGUCUGAACGUAAAGCAAUCAACAAGUGGUACCCUCCAGACUACGACCCAUCAAAAGUCCCCAAACGUAAAAAGAAUGCUAGCCUGACUAUCAAGAUACGUAUGAUGGCACCCUACUCGAUGCGGUGUCUCAAGUGCGAUGAGUAUAUCGGCGCCAGAAGAUCGUUCAACGCAAGAAAGGAAAUCACCAACGAAAAGUACCUCAACAUAAAGAUUAUCAGGUUUUAUAUAUCCUGUCCGGGAUGCAACAACACAAUAACGUUCAAGACCGAUCCCAAGAACGCAGGGUACACCCCUGAAGAAGGUGCAGUGAGAAACUACGAAAAGACCACCAAAAAGGAAUCAGAAGAUGAUCUACUUGCCAGAUUGGAGAAGGAAGAACAGGAAGAUAAAAAGUACCAACUCCUCAAAUCCAAACGUAAGAACAACCCAUUUUGGAACGAACAGACCGUGGGGAUGGAAAACCUAGAAAAACGUUUACAAGAACAACACAAACAACAAUUGCUAAACGAACAGCUCGAGGCCAUCCAAACCAAAGCCAGUAUCGAUAAAGACAAACUAGAGGAAAAAGCAAGAGAGAAACUACAGGUUAAAAUCAACAGGCCAACAACUAAACACCGACUUCCUAUUCCUACAACCAUCAAACUACCUAAAAAACCAAAACUUGUAAACUACUCAAGCGACUCCGACUAA
Messenger RNA from Candida dubliniensis CD36, 774 nucleotides. RefSeq names its product mRNA splicing protein. Gene Ontology annotation, biological process: mRNA splicing, via spliceosome. Gene Ontology annotation, cellular component: U2-type catalytic step 1 spliceosome. The record is from RefSeq and is a predicted model, not a curated record. The coding region runs from base 1 to 774 and encodes 257 amino acids. Lineage: Eukaryota; Fungi; Ascomycota; Pichiomycetes; Serinales; Debaryomycetaceae. The transcript has a single exon.